Messenger RNA from Rotaria sp. Silwood2, 1554 nucleotides. The record is from the annotation of a GenBank genome assembly. NCBI's taxonomy places the organism in Eukaryota, Metazoa, Rotifera, Eurotatoria, Philodinida, Philodinidae.
AUGGCACUUAGCUCUGGAUCGGGUGGUAUAUGUGGUUUUUCAGCUCUUCCUUGUUCAAGCUUGACGACGUGCUCGAAUUACAAUAUGACGUGUACAGUACCUUGUACUGUUUGUAUCAACAGCACUCGUUGUAAUCAACCAAUGUGUUAUCCAUUAGCAUUUACUGUCUCUCAAGUAUGUCCACCGUACAAUUCAGUUGCAACGACAUCAACGGUUUCUAGAUCGACAGUAACAACAACGGCACCCACAACAACAAAGUCGUCAAUAACAAUAAAAGCACCAACAACCACAAAAGCAUCAACAACAACCACAAAAGCACCGACAACCACAAAAGCAUCAACAACAACCACAAAAACAUCAACAACAACAACCAUAAAAGCAUCCACAACAACAAAAGCACUAACAGCAACAAAGGCAUUAUCAACAACAGCGUCCGCAACAACAGCAUCAGCAACAGGAUUAAUAGGAACCACAACCAUAAAUGCACCUUGCUUAACUUGGAACCAAAAUUCAGUUAUCGUUGCGGGAGAUGAAACACUUGGGAGUAGCACAAGUCAACUGAAUGGAUCAUGGGAUCUAUCAAUUGACAGCUAUUCAAAUAUAUAUGUUAGCGACGGAGGAAAUAAUCGUAUUAUCAAAUUUUCUAAUGGCAGCUUGACUGGAAUAGUUUUGACCAGUGGGGUUGGCAGUCGUGCUAGUCAAGUUAAUAACCCAUCGGCAUCACUCAUUGAUAUGUACGAAAAUUUAUAUGUUUCUGAUAUGUUCAAUCAUAGAAUAAUGAAAUAUGAUAAUAUUUCAUUCAUGUCCACAUCACCACCGAUCACUGGUGAAGUUGCAGCGAGUGGAAGUUGGGGUUUAUACAGUAUAAUAGGAACUGCUUGGGGCAUAGCAGUCGAUGCGCAGAGCACUGUUUUUGUGUCAGACUGUUCGAUGAAUCGAGUGAUGCAAUGGUCGCGGUGGUCAAGUAGUGGAUGGCCAGUAGCUGGAAGCUCAUCUGGUGCUGCUGGAAGUGAUUCAAGUCUACUUUCGUGUCCAAUGGGCAUUUACCUUGACCAAAAUUCUGCGCUUUAUAUUGCCGAUCGUAACAACGGCAGAAUUCAAAAAUGGCCAUCAGGAUCAUCUUCAGGCAUAACAGUCGCUGGUGCAAACGGACAAAUCGAUUCUCCAACUGACGUCUCUGUUGACACGUAUGGCAUAGUGUACGUACUGAGUGGUGGUGGAUUGUAUCGAUUCUAUCCAGACUCAACUUGGGGUACGGUGGUGAUUUCAUUUUCUAUGGUUAGUUUCGGGUUUAAAUUCGAUUCAAUCGGGAAUGUGUAUAUUGCUGAUUAUGGUUCUGGCGUAGUACGACGGUAUACUGUUAAUAGUACAAGCUGUGGUUAUGAACCAAAUGGUACCAGCCUCAAGUGUAUCAAGGAAAGAUAUCUCAACGGUAAAUUCAGUUUUGAUAUUCAAAUAAGACGAUGCUGUAGUCAUCCACGUGAAAAAGAAAAUGAUCUUUUCUACUUUAAAAAUAGAAGUCAUUUAAUGCAAUUCUUGAUAGUUAGUGAUUAA